AUGCUUAUUGUAGCUGAGGGGAUGGACGGAGCAGCUGGUGAUCCAAGAGGAAAACGAAAGGCGACAACGCCGACGACGGCGAGGCAGGGCGACCGAGAUCAUGACUGGGACGAGGAGGAAGAGAUGAAGCAGUUCUACGCUUUGAUCGGCAAGAUCAGAGAGAUUAAGGAAUCGCUCUCGAGAUCGACGACCACGGCGCCCAAGCGUUCUAAAGCAGCGCCGACGCUAUGGAUGCCGGCGUUUAAGAUGGAGGACUUUCAACAUCGCGGUGAGGCGGAGAGGUCGACGGCGGCAGCGGAAGAAGAGGAGGAGAAGACGAGGAAGGAGGAACAUAGUAGCUUGGAUCUCAAUCUCUCCCUCUAA
Messenger RNA from Zingiber officinale, 363 nucleotides. RefSeq names its product NRR repressor homolog 1-like. The transcript has a single exon. The record is from RefSeq and is a predicted model, not a curated record. NCBI's taxonomy places the organism in Eukaryota, Viridiplantae, Streptophyta, Magnoliopsida, Zingiberales, Zingiberaceae. Gene Ontology annotation, biological process: regulation of systemic acquired resistance. Bases 1 to 363 code for a protein of 120 amino acids.